Caenorhabditis remanei is the source of this 414-nucleotide messenger RNA. RefSeq lists its product as uncharacterized. Bases 1 to 414 code for a protein of 137 amino acids. The record is from RefSeq and is a predicted model, not a curated record. The transcript has 2 exons. NCBI's taxonomy places the organism in Eukaryota, Metazoa, Nematoda, Chromadorea, Rhabditida, Rhabditidae.
AUGGUAACGGAAGUUAUUCACAUAUUCUGGAAUUCAAAUCAGAGUCUACAUCUGCAUUGGCUCGGCACCACCGCCUUGAGCUUGAGCAGUGGUACGUGGAUGUGUGGAGACCGAGUUGAGAUGAACGGAGACUUGAGCGUCUUCAAGAAGGCUGAAUGGAGAGUCCUUUCCAACAAUUCCGAUAGAUCAUGUUUACCCACUCAAUUGCAUAGCCUCUGCGAGUUUCUUGAUUGGUACGGGUUGCUUGUAGUCCCAACGCCAGCUGGAGCAUUCAGUUUGGAGGAACCGAGCCAAGAUACGACCAUCGGAGAGGAGUCCAGCGAUGGACACUCCAGCGUGAACAUCGAUUUCGUAAAUCUUCUUUUGAUGCGACGACAACUCGUUUUGGGCUCUCUGAAAUUUGAAAAAUGUUGA